Molecule: messenger RNA, 1736 nt
Organism: Sceloporus undulatus (fence lizard)
Lineage: Eukaryota; Metazoa; Chordata; Lepidosauria; Squamata; Phrynosomatidae
Gene: LRPAP1
Product: LDL receptor related protein associated protein 1
Exons: 10
Coding region: 1-1365 (454 amino acids)
Biological process (GO): negative regulation of very-low-density lipoprotein particle clearance; negative regulation of receptor internalization
Cellular component (GO): plasma membrane; endosome; endoplasmic reticulum-Golgi intermediate compartment
Molecular function (GO): lipase binding; low-density lipoprotein particle receptor binding; very-low-density lipoprotein particle receptor binding
Source: RefSeq, a predicted model, not a curated record
AUGGGGCUCUGUGCCAGACCCCUCAUGGCCUUCCCAGCAUCCUCAGUUGCCAAUCAUCUGGGAGGCUUUGAGAUGUGUGCAAUGGAAGAGGGGGACCCCACCCCACUCAGACUGUCAAAUGACCACGAUCCGGGAGGAGGCACCUUCGGCAGAGGAGGACCCUUGCUUUGCACUCUGGGCACCUUCCUCUUCCUCCUCGUCCCUCUUCCUGCGUCCCAUCCCUCAGAUAUGCAGAUAUUGAACUGGUCCUGCGCACAGCUGGAGCGACACCUGAAAAAAGGGGUCAGGGUCGGGGAGACCCCGUCUGUGCAUGACCAGGGGUCAGCAGUGGAAGCACUUCCAAACUGGGACCAGCACGCCAGACCCACAGCCUUCCCAACUAUAAAAGGCCUCUUGGUGGGGCUACUGGGAGGAAACCAAGUGGCUCUGGGGGUCAAAGAACUGGACACAGGAUUAUUCCAGCUCCAUCUCUCGGCCGUGAAGCUGGCGGAGCUGCACAGUGACCUGAAAAUCCAGGAGAAGGAUGAGCUUCAGUGGAAGAAGCUGAAGGCCGAAGGGCUGGACGAAGACGGAGAGAAGGAGGCCAAGCUGAGGCGCAACCUGGAUGUGAUUUUGGCCAAAUACGGGAUGAACGGGAAGAAGGAUGCUCCGCCGGGGGCCACAAACUACAUCAAAGAUGGCUUGGAAGAGGAGGACCUUCUGGAUGACCCCCGGCUGGUGAAGCUCUGGAACAAGGCCAAGUCCUCUGGCAAGUUCUCUGAGGAAGAGCUGGAGAAGCUCUGGCGGGAGUUCAGGCAUCACAAGGAGAAGGUCCAUGAGUACAACAUCCUGAUGGAGGCCAUCAGUCGCACGGAAGACCUCCAUAAAAACAUGAUCACCGCCUUGGAGGACGAAGCGGAGGACGUGGCAGAAACGAGUCCCUUCAAGGAGGAGCGGCUGCAUAGGAAGCACUCGGAGCUCAAGGAGAAGCUGCACAGCAUCAACCAGGGCUUUGAGCGACUGCGCCGCGUCACGCACCAGGGAUUUGACGCCGACAGCGAAUUUCAAGAGCCGCGGGUGAUUGACUUGUGGGAUAUGGCCAAGUCCACCAAUUUCACGCAGAAAGAGCUUGAGUCGCUUCGGGAGGAGCUGAAGCACUUUGAGGCCAAGGUGGAGAAGCACCUCCAUUUCCAGAAGCAGCUGGAGAUCUCCCACCAGAAGCUGAAACACGUGGAAGGGACCGGCGAGCGGGAGCACCUCACCAAACACCGGGAGAAGCACAGCGCUCUGGAGGAGAAGACCAAGGACCUGGGCUACAAGGUCAAGAAGCAUCUGCAGGACAUCUCCAGCAGGAUUUCCAGAGGCCUUCAGCACAACGAACUUUGAAGACCGCCUUGUUUGGUAUUUGGGGCUUUUUGUGCACUGGUUGAAAUCCAGUAUCUUCCUGAGAUUUAUAUUGUUCCUUGGGACUCUGGUGCAAGUCGCCUUUGGAAAGAGGAUGCCUUUUCCUGCUGUGCGCUUGGCCAUUCCCCUCCGUGCCUGUGGCCACUUUUCCGUGUCACUGGGACCGCUGAGCGCAUGGCGCAUCUCUCUGUCUGCCUACAGGAGAAGCCGUUGGAACGGGGCCACAAGGGGACCAGAUCUGUGAGUGCUGAUGGCAGGCAGGCGGAGGUAGCACUUCCUAAAGCGUUUCUUUCACAGUGUUAACCUCCUUCCCAUUGGAAUAAAGAAUAAAGGUGGGGCCAGACUGUGACGCA